Gastrolobium bilobum is the source of this 1092-nucleotide messenger RNA. RefSeq names its product peroxidase 64-like. Gene Ontology annotation, biological process: response to oxidative stress; hydrogen peroxide catabolic process. Gene Ontology annotation, cellular component: plant-type cell wall; plasmodesma. The record is from RefSeq and is a predicted model, not a curated record. Gene Ontology annotation, molecular function: heme binding; peroxidase activity. NCBI's taxonomy places the organism in Eukaryota, Viridiplantae, Streptophyta, Magnoliopsida, Fabales, Fabaceae. Bases 82 to 1032 code for a protein of 316 amino acids. The transcript is spliced from 4 exons.
UUUAUCUCUAUAAAAACCCAUUUUGCCUAUAUUUGAUUUCCACAGCUAAAAGCUAAAAAUCAUCAAAUACUCUUGAUUGCCAUGGCUUUCAUGGCUGCAUUCAUGAAUUUGAUUAUUAUGUUUUCAAUAGUUUCUCCUUGCAAGUCACUGAGUUUAAACUACUAUAAAAAGACAUGCCCCGAUCUGGAGUUCAUUGUUGCCAAGGCAGUGAAGGAUGCCACUGCAAGGGACAAAACAGUUCCUGCAGCACUUCUGCGAAUGCACUUCCAUGACUGUUUCAUUCGGGGGUGUGAUGCUUCGGUGCUGCUAAAUUCAAAAGGAAACAACAAAGCAGAAAAGGACGGACCACCAAAUGUUUCUUUGCAUGCAUUUUAUGUCAUUAAUGAAGCAAAGAAAGCCGUAGAAGCUUCAUGCCCUGGGGCGGUCUCUUGUGCUGAUAUCAUUGCUUUAGCAGCAAGGGAUGCAGUUUUUCUGUCUGGUGGACCUAGAUGGGAUGUUCCUAAAGGAAGAAAGGAUGGAAGAACAUCUAAGGCCAGUGAAACCAUAAAAUUACCAGGGCCAAACUUCAACAUAUCACAACUGCACAAGAGCUUCUCUCAAAGAGGAUUGUCAGUGAAAGACCUGGUAGCUCUGUCAGGAGGGCAUACUUUAGGUUUCUCUCACUGCUCAUCUUUCCAGAACAGAAUCCACAACUUUGAUGCUACACAUGAUGUAGACCCUUCGUUAAAUCCGUCAUUUGCAGCAAAACUGAAAUCAAUUUGUCCACUAAAAAAUAAAGCCAAAAAUGCAGGCACCACUAUGGACCCUUCUUCAAUAACUUUUGAUAAUACAUAUUACAAGUUGAUCCUCCAAGGGAAAGGCCUGUUUUCUUCUGAUCAAGCUUUGCUUGAUAGCCCAUACACUAAGCAUCUGGUUUCUAAGUUUGCCACCUCACGAGAGGCUUUUUAUGAGGCUUUUGGGAAGUCCAUGAUCAAAAUGGGUAGCAUCAAUGGUGGGCAAGAGGUUAGGAAGGACUGCAGAGUGACUAAUUAAGAAGUCUUAAUUUAAUUCAAGUUAAAUUAUGAUCUUCCAAACAAGUUAGAAGUUUGACAA